Spodoptera frugiperda (fall armyworm) is the source of this 6764-nucleotide messenger RNA. RefSeq names its product neuronal acetylcholine receptor subunit alpha-7 (gene nAChRalpha6). Gene Ontology annotation, molecular function: acetylcholine-gated monoatomic cation-selective channel activity; transmembrane signaling receptor activity. Gene Ontology annotation, biological process: regulation of membrane potential; chemical synaptic transmission; signal transduction. Lineage: Eukaryota; Metazoa; Arthropoda; Insecta; Lepidoptera; Noctuidae. Gene Ontology annotation, cellular component: synapse; postsynaptic membrane; neuron projection. The transcript has 13 exons. Bases 108 to 1700 code for a protein of 530 amino acids. The record is from RefSeq and is a predicted model, not a curated record.
CCGCGCCGGGCGCCGCUCGGGCCGGCCGCACGUUGUCUCAGGCCGCAUGAGCGCGCCGGCGUGCUAGCGCAGCGUGCGCGGGUGUGGUAUGCCCGCGCGUCGCCGCUAUGGCCCCUAUGUUGGUGGCCUUGGCGCUGCUGGCUUUGCUGCCCGUAUCGGAGCAAGGUCCUCACGAGAAGCGGUUGCUGAACGCUUUGCUCGCAAACUACAACACCCUGGAACGGCCAGUGGCCAAUGAGAGCGAGCCGCUGGAAGUCAGGUUCGGCCUCACGCUGCAGCAGAUCAUUGAUGUGGACGAGAAGAAUCAACUACUUAUAACCAAUAUAUGGCUGUCGUUGGAGUGGAAUGACUACAACCUGAGGUGGAACGACAGCGACUAUGGCGGGGUCAAGGACCUCAGGAUCACACCCAACAAGCUGUGGAAGCCGGACGUGCUUAUGUACAAUAGUGCUGACGAGGGUUUUGACGGGACAUACCAGACCAACGUGGUGGUCAGAAACAACGGCAGUUGCCUGUACGUGCCACCUGGCAUAUUCAAGAGCACAUGCAAGAUAGACAUCACGUGGUUUCCCUUCGACGACCAACACUGUGAUAUGAAGUUCGGUAGCUGGACAUAUGACGGCAAUCAGUUGGAUCUGGUGCUAAAAGAUGAGGCAGGCGGAGAUCUAUCGGACUUCAUAACAAAUGGGGAGUGGUAUUUAAUAGGAAUGCCAGGCAAAAAGAACACGAUAACAUACGCGUGCUGUCCAGAGCCUUACGUAGAUGUCACGUUCACCAUCAUGAUCAGGAGACGGACGCUGUACUACUUCUUCAACCUCAUCGUCCCCUGCGUGCUGAUCUCAUCCAUGGCACUCCUCGGCUUCACAUUACCACCGGACUCCGGAGAGAAACUCACGCUUGGAGUCACUAUUCUUCUCUCGCUGACGGUGUUCCUCAACCUGGUAGCUGAGACCCUGCCACAGGUCUCCGACGCUAUCCCCCUGUUAGGUGUUACAAUCCUCCUGUCGCAAACUGUUUUCUCUCUAUUGGUGGGACACGUCAUCACAAAAACCUCUGAGGCGAUCCCCCUAAUAGGGACAUACUUCAACUGCAUCAUGUUCAUGGUAGCGUCGUCAGUGGUAUUGACAGUUGUGGUACUCAACUACCAUCACCGGACCGCAGACAUACAUGAGAUGCCGCAGUGGAUAAAAUCAGUGUUCCUGCAAUGGUUACCAUGGAUUCUGAGGAUGUCAAGACCAGGGAAGAAAAUCACAAGAAAGACAAUCAUGAUGAAUACGAGGAUGAGGGAGUUGGAGCUUAAGGAGCGGUCGUCGAAGUCAUUACUGGCAAACGUACUUGACAUAGAUGAUGACUUCAGGCACGCCCCUCCACCUCCUAACAGUACAGCAUCGACUGGGAAUUUAGGACCAGGGUGCUCAAUAUUUCGCACGGAUUUCCGUCGGUCGUUCGUCCGUCCGUCCACUAUGGAGGAUGUGGGCGGCGGGCUGGCUAGCCACCACAGAGAGCUUCAUCUCAUCCUGCGGGAGCUGCAGUUCAUCACUGCAAGGAUGAAGAAAGCAGACGAAGAAGCUGAGCUGAUCAGCGACUGGAAGUUCGCUGCUAUGGUUGUUGAUAGGUUUUGCCUGUUCGUGUUCACACUUUUCACAAUCAUCGCAACAGUGGCUGUCCUGCUAUCGGCACCGCAUAUCAUCGUGCAAUGAACCAACUACUAGGUGCCUCGGGUGUACCGGCACAAGUAUGAGAGAACUAAUUAUUAGUAUGCCGAUUUGUAAUUAUAAUUAAUAAUGUAAUUAAAAUAAAUACGUGUUUGAAGCGCACACGUCUCCUUAAAAGUCUUAAGACAUUAAAUUACGAUAAAUUUACAUUAUUAUAGUUAAGUCGAAUGCUAAUGGAAAUUUCAGCCGGAGCCAGGUAUUACAUUAUGAAGGUCGUUCUGUUUUACGUGUUCUAGUGGCGUAUUGUUGUGUAAUUAUCUUUUUACGAAUGAAAGAAAAUAUUCAGUUUUGUUUCGUAGAAUUUACAAGGCUCCUUGAGCUCAAAUUCCCAUUAGUAAUUAUUAAAAAAAAUGUGAUGUUGACUAGGAUGUUAUACAGAUAAAUGUUGACGUGUCUAAUUUGUUAAAAAACAAUAUUAAUAACUUUAUCUAAACGGUUUGUAUAAACGAAAUAUUAAUGAGGGUUAAUUUGAUGGAAAGGAAUGCUUUGCUGGCACAGAGUUGCACUGAUUUAGAAAAAGAAUCACAAAAGUUUGUCUGGAAAUUGAACUCUUCGAAUGAAAAGUGAGGUUUGAUCAAAAAAGUUUGUAAAACAGAAAGUUUGGUUCUGCGUCAAUGCUGGAAUUAAAAUUGUCGUAAAUUGAAGGAAAGGAAAGUCCUUUGAAAAAUUAGAUUUGAAUCGGUAUCCUUUUUACACGUAAUGAGGGAACACAGACGAUGACAAAACCUUAGGGUAUUAAGUAAUGUACAUAAUGGAUCAAAUAUCGGUAGAGUCAAGAAUAGCUUAACGAUUUAAGAUUAUUCCAUUCGAUAUUAAUAUUCGAUUAGCGAAAGUCGCUACGUUUACAUCGUUACAUAUCGAUUUGAAUCGAUAUGUAUUAUAUAGAUUGGGACAUUAGUGAAGAUUGUGAAAGUAAAUAUUGUAAUUAUUAAAUGAAUAUACUACGAAAAUUUAAUCCAGGAAUUGUUAAACAGUCAUGGAAUUGAUAAGAAUUCAACAUUUAAUACGGAACCAAAGAUAGACUAGGUCUAGCAUCACGGGGUUGAAUAAAAACAUAAUUAGAUCCGAACGCGGAAGGUAACGAGUAUUCAGUAGAGAGGUUUUGUUAAUAAACGUAAUAUCAAAUAAAGUGACAACUGUUAAUAUCUCGUAUCGAUAAAUGGUCAGUUAAUAUGAAUCGUGUAAAAUUAUGAAAGUGUAUCGAUAUGAGAGUAAGUCCCUAGCAACAGAAAUAGUAACUGAUAUUAGACAUCGGUUUGUGUUAAUGUAAUGCUUAGCGAAAAUAUAACAACGCCGUUAAUAUCACUAACCAACACGUAAUGGUAUAUAAUGUACAUACAGAAUAAUGCAGUGUGUAUGUAUUUGUAUAUAAAUUUUAGAAAAAAAUCGGAAAAAAGACUAAAAUAUCGCAUUUUUCACUCUAGUAUUUAUAACAACCAGUCUUAUUGGGCAGGAAUAGUACACUAUUACACGUAAGUACUAUAUACUGUCUUUAUAUUGAUAUCAUCUCGUAAGUCAAGCGUUAUCUGAUUCAUUUCCAACGUAGAUCGAAGGGAGGCGAUCCGAAAUAUUGUCGCGCCCAAUAAGACGGCACAAUGUCACUUCGACGAAUGUUCAAUUGAAAAACUUUUUGAUUGAAAUUGAUUGUUAUCGAUUCCAAUUCGUCAUUGUCUACUCAAUUAGAACCUUUUAGCACAUACUGUAGCAUCUAUAUAAUAGUCGUAUUAUUUAAAAAAUAAACAAUUUAAAGUCUUUAUCUAUGUCCGUUCCUCGAUUUCACUCUUAUAGAUGUCGUGAUAGCCUAGUGAAUGUCGUGUCCCUUGAUUUAAGCUAAACUUAUAAUGAAAUAACUAUUGUUAAGGAAGCUCAUUAAAACUAGAUAUAAAAUUUACGCAAUCUGAGUGUUUUGCAUAAUUAUUUAAUAUUCUUUUUGAUAUAAAAAUAACAAGAAAAUGUGUUUACACGAGCAGUUGUAGUGUUUUCUUGGAUUCGCAAUUGUGAGUCUAGAGAGGCUCGGAACGAUCGCGUCUCAAGAGAAAAAUACAGCGUGUUCUCAAAUUGUAUUUAUCAGAGUAAUGUAUCAUUGUAACUUAAUUAUGUUAAUGAUUCCUGAGAUUAUGAACGUUGUCGUUUUGCAGAAUUUAUUUCAAACAGUGUGGUGCUGCAUGAUAUCAGGUGUCGACAUUUUCUUUUCGUAUUUAUAAAUUGUUAUAAGUAUAAUUUAAAAUUUCAUAAACCCUAUUGUUAUCUUUUAUUGUGUAUAUUUCAAUUCGAAAGUGAUGAUAAAAAAUAAAAUUUGUAAAAUUAAUUAAUAUAUUUAAUUAGAUUUGUUAGUGCCAAAAAUAGGGUUUAUAAAUAUUGAAGUUAAGUUGGUUUUAGGUAUAAACGAUGAAGUUGAGAUGAUUAUUGUAAAGAAAAUAUAAAAACGAACUAGGGUCUUUGUUAACAUGUAAUUUAACUGGUUAAUGUUUGUAUUGGGCCGCGGCUACGGGUUAUUCAGCCAAUUUUAAACUUAUUUUGUUUGAAAAAAAUAAAUGAGAGGUUGUGAAAUCGAAUGUUAAGGCCCGUGGUAGCGGUUCAAUGAUAAAAUAUAAUAAAAAUAUUGAUAAAUAAAAAAACGAGUAGAAACGAUCUACGAUAUAAUAAAACCUGAAUAAUAAAACGCCUGCAUGGGACCGGGUUAGACUAUAAACGAACAAAAUGAACUGACGUACGUAAACCACUUCAUAUGAAACGCAAACACAUUUUACAAGCAGUUACUAUUGUUUUAAUCUCUCACUUUUACAACAUUUCGUAUCUUGUAGCGAAUUUUCUGAAACUUUAUGACAAUUUGUUCACACUUCAAUGUCAAUACAAAUUGUAUGGGGGAACUAGCAACACUGACUAAACAUUUUCUUCUAAAUAAUUCAAAAUUAAUUAAAGAGUAAACCAAUUUUCGGAGCCACAUUUAAAAAAAACCUGGCCGUAUUGAUGACGUGAUUCGAUAUUUGAAAAGUCUAUUUCAUAUUUCAAAAAGAGAAUCAUCUACUAACAGUUUCUUUCAAGCAAAUAAUGACAUUAUUUGACACAUUGUGUCAAAAACAUUCGGAAAGUCGGUGGAGUAACGUUUCCUCAAAUAUUUUGUAGAUUUUAAUCUUUAAUCUAUUUCCGAAUUUCACUUAACUCUGAGGAACAGUUUACACACUAUCGUCUAUUUCUACACUAAUACGUAUAUGUAUACACAUCUUUAUAUAAUUUUAAUGUUUGUAUGGCAUAUGAAAACUCUUUGAUGAAAAUUUCGAUAUUUUUUUAACUAUAUGUAAUUUAGACCAAAUUAAUUAAUGUUUUUUUUAAUGAACUCUUUUAAUUUAUACAAUACUGGCAAAGAAUGUACGAAUCAGAAUGUUUAUGAGAAUUAAUUAUGUUCUUUAUAAUUUUAUACAAAAUUGAAUAUUUAAAUAUAUAUACGUACAUAUGCCAUACAAACGGCUCUGCAUACUGCACAACAGAAACAAAAUGCUUUAAUCGUGAAACAGGUAUUUUGGAUUUCCAUGUAUAUUCUACUUCGGACGCUGUAAACUAAGAUUUUAACUAUUUCAAGUCUCAUCUACUCUUGUGUCGUUUAUUUAGCGGUAAGGAAUUUACAGCUAUUUUGGAAAAAGCAAACUUGUUUAUCAAACAUUUUGUUGCCAAGGACCUAAGAACCUAACGCUAUAGACUUAAGUUCUCUCUCAAAAAUACAAUUUUUAUGUUCUCAAAACAUUUGUCGAAGGCUGUUUUCUUUCAUUCUCUGAAGCAAUCUAUUUUAAAGAAAAGUCAAUUUUAGGAUACGAUAUCGAUGCUCGUUUUUCUAAGAUCGAAUAAUGUAGUGUACCUUUUCACGUAACACGUGAUGGCGGCCGAUAGUGACAUCUUGUUUGCUCAAAGACCCGCCGCCAACGAAGCCGCGAUACAACCGACUAGUCGAGCGCUAUUGACACAUGUCGAGUCUGUUACUCUAUGGACACGAAAACGCGGGAAAUACCUUUGAAUUUAGAAUCUGUAAAAGUUGCCACUACGAAAAAUAUUUUUGCCUCUUCUUGCUUACUGUUUUCUUUUUCUGUAAGUUUUGCAACAAGAGUAAAUAGACAGAAAUUAAAUGUUACAUUAACACAGUUCAAAGAAGUGGUUCUUUCGUUCUUUGGCCAACAAAUCUAAGUCUGUCUCAUUCAAUCGCUAUGUAGGCUACAUCUAUUGACAUUACACCUGGUGGUUGCUCGCUUACUCACACCAUCUUAUGUAUGCAACAAUUUAAUAUACUUGAAUAUUUAUGUUAAUAAACUCACACAUUCUCACACGCGCUGGGUGUAGCUUUAGUACCGAACCAAUUUCAAUUAGGUAAUUUGUUCAUACAGCCUGCUUUGUGAAAUUGUUACAAUUAAUUAGUUCGUUUCACAGAAUUAUUUGUUUUAAGUUGCUGGGAGAACUUAAACGGAAUAUUUUCUUGCAGAACCUUUAGACCUUUAAUGUUCUCGAACAGAGGAUUUCAUUAAAGUAUUAUACAUAUUCAUGGCUACGCCUACGAUUGUCUGAGAUCAAGGAGAAAUUAUUUUCAGUUAUGUUUUACCUCGUGUUUGACGAAUUUGCUUCUUUUUUCCUUUAACAAAACAAAAUGGCGGAUCGAGAGCUACACCCACGCGCGUUCAGAAACACGUAAUAACAUCGACCAAACUUAUUUUCAACUAUCGAGCUUCUCAAAUAUAGUUCGAUAUUUAUUUUACUAAAUCACACAUAACUCCACAUUGUGUUCCUGUGGCUUAACCAUAGUCGAAAUAAUUAAUUAAAAUUAUAAUAAAAAUAUAUACGACUGCAGUAAGUUGAUUAAAUACAGCCGAGUGUAAUGUAAGUUUAUAAUGAAAAGCCCCUAUGGAGGUUUUUAUAAUAGAUGAAAAAUAAUAAAAAAUAAAAUACAAAGGUAAAUUUGUAAAAAUAAAUACAACGGGUAAAAUGUUUAUUCGUUAAAUUGACUAUCGUAAGUAGUAUUCGAUUUGUAUAAAACUAAAAUAAAUUAAAGCAAUCUGAUUUAUAAUA